Bipolaris oryzae ATCC 44560 is the source of this 372-nucleotide messenger RNA. RefSeq lists its product as uncharacterized. The record is from RefSeq and is a predicted model, not a curated record. The transcript has 2 exons. The coding region runs from base 1 to 372 and encodes 123 amino acids. NCBI's taxonomy places the organism in Eukaryota, Fungi, Ascomycota, Dothideomycetes, Pleosporales, Pleosporaceae.
AUGAAGCUCGAAACCAUUACUGCAGAUGAAUCAGACCCUCUAUUGGACGAGCUCAUGAAAAUGAUUACGGAGUUGUAUCAUCUUCUGCAUGGCCUCUAUCCAACUACCCGCGAGGAUAUUGGCAGUAUCAGGGAGUGGUUGCAGAACAUAGCCAACUUUGCCAGGAACAUUGACUCAAAUACUAUGGAAUUCAGUGGUCUUCCGGCCAACGACGCCGAUGCUCAGGUCCCAGCCUCAGAUGGUAAGGCGGAUGAUUCAAGCCACGGCCUCGCCGGUCACGCUGCCACGGACUUCUAUCUCGAUGCUAUGACUGAACCCAAGGACGAGUUCACCUCAACCUCUAGGUCUAGCUGGGGCGAUAAGACUGGUUGA